UGCAAGCGUCCCAUAAAUAGUAGGUGUAAGAUUCAAGACAUGCAUAUUGUUUCCCGUGAUUCUGUUUGUCUAUGGUGCCUUUAAUUUAACUACUGGAUUCUGUUACAGAACAAUACAAUGCAUGCAUGGAUUUGAAAAGGGUAAAUUUGAUGAAUAUGAUAGUCUUAACCUAAGUUUGAUUUGGAAGCAUGUCCUUUUGCUGUCAUUAGAGGCGGACCUACGUGCUAUAUUGAGGGGUCACCGGACCUCGUAAACUUCGGUAGAAAUCUUGUAUAUAUAUGUUAUACCUUGAAAAUGGUUAAUUUGAAUUACUUGGCACCCUCUAAAAGUCUUUAGGUAGCACUGAUUGAACCAAACAUUGUGCCCCGUCGCGUUAAAAUCAUGGGUCCGCCUCUGGCUGUCAUGGAUAAAGGUGAUGUUGAACAACCUCUACUACGAGGCCAUGUAAAUUCUUCGAUUCGAUUUAAUGAUAUAAACUCUUUUAAGAGAAGGCGAACACAAUCGAGCAGCAGUACUUGUAAUAUCAGUCAUAUACCACAGACAAAUAAUGAGGAACUGUUUCAUUCCUCUGAGUUCAUUGCUACAGAGAGAUUUAGACUCAGGUCUGUACUCUUAUUUUUGGCUGCCUAUAUAGGCAUCGGAGCGAUUUGCUUCUUCAUAAUCAGGCAUCAAAUCGAAGGAAAAAAGACUAAUGGAAUUCUUGAUGCAAUAUACUUGUGUAUUGUUACAAUGACUACUGUCGGAUAUGGUGAUCUUGUUCCUAAAAGUAUCUUAGCUAAGCUACUCGCGUGUAUAUUCGUCUUCACGGGCAUGGCUCUUGUUGGAUUUGUUCUAAGUAAAGCAGCAGAUAGUUUUCUUGAGAGACAGCAAAUCCUUUUUCUCAAAGCCAUAAAAAUGAGGAAAAAUUAUAGCAGUUCAAAUGAGGUCCUAAAAGAGGUUGAAACGAACAUCGAAAAGUAUAAGUUUUUAAGUGCAUUGGCACUUCUUGUGGCACUUACUAUACUUGGAACAAUUUUUUUAAACCAAGUUGAGGAUCUGAGUUUGUUUGAUGCUUUUUAUUGUGUUUGUGCUACUAUUACUACUCUGGGAUAUGGAGAUAAGAGCUUUUCGACAAAAUGGGGGCGUUUAUUUGCUUCGUUUUGGAUACUGUUGAGCACGAUUUGUUUGGGUCAGUUAUUUUACUCCCUUGCUGAAUUAUACACAGAACAAAGGCGAAAAUCUAUGUUCAGAUGGGUUCUAACUCGGGAGUUGACAAAUUCAGAUCUGCAGGCUGCAGAUCUUGAUCAUGACAGUGAAGUGAGUGCUGCAGAAUUUAUUGUCUAUAAACUUAAAGAGUUGGGGAAGAUAACUGAGGAAGAUAUUUCUGUAGUAAUGGAGAGCUUCAAAAUGCUUGAUGUUGAUCAUUCAGGCACAUUGACUGAAAAGGAUAUUGCAUUAUUACACUCGUCUCGAUCCAAAAGUUGAUAAUCAACCCCUUUAAUAGAUCUGAUUUGAUUAAGUUUUUGUCAUAGAUCAUAGAAAGAUUCUAACGAUGACUGAAGCCUCUAUCUUGAAGGGACGUACAUGUUCCUGCGACUCAAAUGAGUAUUCUUGUUUAUACAGUUACGGCUAUAAAUACUUUUUUUUUCGUAUUAACAAAACAUCCCCUUUUUCUUCGUCCUGAAUAAACACAACCCCUACACAUGCACACCUAGGAGCACCCCUUCAUAUCCAUACAAGACUCGAGUAGGCGAGCCAAGGUGUUUAUUGCUCUUUCCUUGCAGCUAUUUCACUUUAGAGAUUGGUUCACAAGUACAACCUUUGUAACUUCAUGGUAUACUCAUGGAUUGAUCAUUAUUUGAAAGGCUACAAUAUAUUAACUGCCGCUGUUUUCUACUCCUAAUAGUUUAGCUUGAUCAAGAUCAAAUCUAUUCAUCAAAGAGCUUCUCCGAUUGCUGAAGACAUUUUUUUUCAACCGGGAACAAAACAAGGUCGCCUUGCUACUAAUAAGUUAGUACAGUUAUUUUAUUAUGAUUCGUACUCGCCAGAGCCUUGGCGUAACUGGUAAAG
Messenger RNA from Nicotiana tabacum (common tobacco), 2049 nucleotides. NCBI's taxonomy places the organism in Eukaryota, Viridiplantae, Streptophyta, Magnoliopsida, Solanales, Solanaceae. The record is from RefSeq and is a predicted model, not a curated record.